This is a messenger RNA of Phymastichus coffea, 666 nucleotides long. RefSeq lists its product as uncharacterized. The record is from RefSeq and is a predicted model, not a curated record. NCBI's taxonomy places the organism in Eukaryota, Metazoa, Arthropoda, Insecta, Hymenoptera, Eulophidae. The transcript has 4 exons. The coding region runs from base 234 to 656 and encodes 140 amino acids.
GAAAUGACGAUCGGACGAGCAUGUACAAGUCCUCAUUCAUAGGUCUGUUUUAAAAUACCUUCAUCUCGUCAACGACAAACAUUCAGAACGAUCAGAAAAGUCGGUAUUGCCAUGGAGUUUGAAACGCGAAUAAGAAGAGCGGCAAUUAAAAUCCGAAGUCAACAAAGGAUCUGAACCUUCCAACGCUUUCCAAAUUUACUGCCGACCGUUCAACUUAUCUAUCCAGUAAACACAUGUGGCCGGUCAGUUGUGUAGUGACAAGUUUUGUAAGUACGUGCACGUGUGAAUUUCAAAAGUUAUUUCUGGUUUUUCAAGAUAUACAUCAAGUAUUGGUUGUGAAUCAAAAUCUAGCAAAACCUAUUGAAGGUAUCAUUAGGGGUCGUGGUUUUGGAAAAUUUGACAAAAUAGGAUCAGAUUGUAUUUGUAAUCGACCAUACUCUCAUAUCAUUUGUUUAAAUUGUGGUUAUUUGAUGUUUGGUAGAGUCAGAUAUGGUUGUCCCAAACACAAAAUGGUGACAUUUUUAAUUGACAUUACUAACUGUCCCAAGUGCAAAGCGUUUGAAUACAUGCUAGAAGAAUUCACAAUUCAGGACUCAGAACAUAACAGUAUUCAAGAAAAUAAUUUGGAUAAUGAGGAAGAAGAUGAAGAUCUGUGAGAUAGAUGUA